Gloeophyllum trabeum ATCC 11539 is the source of this 1391-nucleotide messenger RNA. Its product is annotated as DEAD-domain-containing protein. The transcript is spliced from 7 exons. Lineage: Eukaryota; Fungi; Basidiomycota; Agaricomycetes; Gloeophyllales; Gloeophyllaceae. Gene Ontology annotation, molecular function: ATP binding; RNA helicase activity; mRNA binding. The coding region runs from base 30 to 1220 and encodes 396 amino acids. Gene Ontology annotation, cellular component: nucleolus; catalytic step 2 spliceosome. The record is from RefSeq and is a predicted model, not a curated record.
GAGGUUCGCGUUUGCAUACAACCGUCAAAAUGUCUGGUCUUAACGCUGGAGACGAAAAACUUGUGUUCGAGUCCUCUGAGGCCGUCCCGGUCGUCUCUACUUUCGACGACCUUGGUCUGAAGGAGGAUCUUCUCCGAGGCAUCUAUGCGUACAACUUCGAGAAACCCUCGGCCAUUCAGCAACGCGCUAUCUUACCGAUAAUCCAAGGGCGGGACGUCAUUGCUCAAGCGCAGUCGGGAACUGGAAAAACCGCGACCUUCUCUAUCUCAAUCUUGCAGUCCAUCGACGUGACGGUCCGGGAGACGCAAGCACUCGUGCUGUCACCUACGCGUGAAUUAGCCACUCAAAUUCAGUCCGUUGUCCUCGCUCUGGGCGACUACAUGAACGUUCAGUGUCACGCCUGCAUCGGCGGUACGUCCAUCGGAGAGGAUAUUCGGAAACUGGAGUAUGGUCAGCAUGUGGUGUCCGGAACACCCGGACGUGUAUUCGACAUGAUAAGGAGGCGGAGCUUGCGGACGCGGAACAUCAAGAUGCUCGUCCUUGACGAAGCGGACGAACUAUUGAACAAAGGGUUCAAGGACCAAAUAUACGACGUUUAUCGAUACUUACCCCCCGCUACUCAAGUUGUCCUCCUCAGCGCUACCCUCCCGUACGACGUGCUGGAGAUGACCACAAAAUUCAUGACGGACCCCAUCCGUAUUCUCGUGAAGCGUGACGAACUUACGCUAGAGGGUAUCAAGCAGUUCUUCGUGGCUGUGGAGAAGGAGGACUGGAAGUUCGACACGCUGUGCGACUUAUACGACACGUUAACGAUCACUCAAGCUGUCAUUUUCUGCAACACACGGCGGAAAGUCGACUGGCUAACUGAAAAGAUGCGAGCGGCCAACUUCACAGUGUCAUCUAUGCACGGAGAGAUGCCCCAGAAGGAACGAGACGCGAUCAUGUCAGAGUUCCGCGCGGGAUCAUCACGUGUUUUGAUAACAACGGACGUUUGGGCUCGCGGUAUCGAUGUGCAGCAAGUAUCGUUGGUUAUUAAUUAUGAUCUUCCUUCAAAUCGCGAAAAUUACAUCCACCGCAUUGGCCGUUCUGGUCGUUUCGGAAGGAAGGGUGUUGCCAUCAACUUCGUUACGGUCGAUGAUGUGAAGAUUCUGCGGGACAUCGAGCAAUUCUACAGCACACAAAUUGACGAGAUGCCCGUCAACGCCGCAGAAUUAAUCUGAUUCCGUUGAACUCGGUCAAUUGUCGGUCGGACAGAAUAUUCGAUCGUUGCGCUAUCAGCGAGCUGUUGUCAUUUUGCUGUGGUGAUACCUGAUGUAAUUAUAGUAUGUUGCCGCCCUGUAUUAUUGUUUUGAAGACAGUUUUUGCACGCUCGGAACAUCUCAGAGUUCUGU